This is a messenger RNA of Mixia osmundae IAM 14324, 1023 nucleotides long. RefSeq lists its product as uncharacterized. The record is from RefSeq and is a predicted model, not a curated record. Gene Ontology annotation, cellular component: eukaryotic translation initiation factor 2B complex. Bases 1 to 1023 code for a protein of 340 amino acids. Lineage: Eukaryota; Fungi; Basidiomycota; Mixiomycetes; Mixiales; Mixiaceae. Gene Ontology annotation, biological process: translational initiation. The transcript has 2 exons. Gene Ontology annotation, molecular function: translation initiation factor activity; guanyl-nucleotide exchange factor activity.
AUGGGCCGCUACGAGUACGCCAUAGAACAUUAUCGACAGUCUCUGCAGCACGAUGAUGCGCUCGCUAUGCCGAUUGCCGCUGUGGACGCACUGGCGGAAGUCAUAUCUCGUUCACAAGCGACGACGAUGCAAGGACUCAUUGGCGAGCUACAGGAGGCAGCUAGCGAGCUGAGGGAGGCCUCAAGCUCGCCCGUCUCCCUCUCUGCAGGUACUGCGCUCUUGCUGCGAUUCGUGCUCCUUCAGCGGCCCGCACUGUCGAUCAGCUUUGACGAAUAUCGUCAAACACUCGUAAUGAAAGCGCGAGAGUUUGUAGCAGGCAGCAAGACGUUUGUGGACAAGAUCGCUCUGCUAGCUUCCGAAUGGAUAGUAGACGGUAGCGUCAUCAUGACUCACAGCUACUCAAGAGUGGUCAUGGCGACCCUGCUCUCCGCGCAAAGAGCGCGGAAACGGUUCGCAGUCUUUGUGACGGAAGCCAGACCGCUAGGCGCAGGCAUGAAGACUCAUGCGCUCUUGGCCCAAGCAAAGAUACCCUGUACUGUUCUGCUCGAUUCUGCCGUGGCAUACGCUAUGCCGAAAGUCGACCUCGUACUGCUGGGCGCCGAAGCUGUCUGCAACAACGGAGGUUUAUUGAACGCAAUCGGCGGCCUUCAGAUGGCGCUGGCUGCAAAAGCGAAUGAUAAAUCUGUCAUCGCUCUCGCUGAGUCGUACAAACUAGCGCGGCUCUUCCCACUGUCUCAAUUUGACUUUCCCACCCCUUUCCCGCUGCUGGAGAUGCCCUACGUAGACGACGAGACGGCCGAGUCUAAUUUGAAGAAAGUGGAAAUACCCGAGACGCCUAGCAGAGCGCUUCUCAGCGAUCCUUUGCCAGCGCCACUGACGAUGACGGAAUCCCAGAUCAUGAACAAUCCGCUGCUCGACUACUGCGAUCCUAGCCUGCUGCAGCUCAUCAUAUCUGAUCUCGGCGUCUCCACACCGUCUGGCGUAGCAGAUACGCUACACUCGAUGUUUGCGGAAGGAAUCUGA